This is a messenger RNA of Polypterus senegalus (gray bichir), 2317 nucleotides long. RefSeq names its product delta(4)-desaturase, sphingolipid 1 (gene degs1). Bases 198 to 1169 code for a protein of 323 amino acids. NCBI's taxonomy places the organism in Eukaryota, Metazoa, Chordata, Cladistia, Polypteriformes, Polypteridae. Gene Ontology annotation, molecular function: sphingolipid delta-4 desaturase activity. The transcript has 3 exons. Gene Ontology annotation, biological process: ceramide biosynthetic process. The record is from RefSeq and is a predicted model, not a curated record. Gene Ontology annotation, cellular component: membrane.
UGAAAGAAAAAGAGGCGGAAUGGAAGAUUUGCAGGCAGUCUUCGAUGUCCAUCCAUAGGCGGCGGUAAAACGCGCUUUAAAGUGAACGGCUUGGCAUUGCUGUGUUUGCAGUAUACCGGUAGGUUAGAGGAAACGCAGUGAACAGCAUUGGUUCAGUCUUCGACCGUGAAGAGUACCCAGCUUAUCGGCCAGGAGACAUGGGGAACACUGUCGCCCGAGAAGACUUCGAGUGGGUUUAUACAGACCAGCCGCAUGCUGACCGGAGAAAAGAAAUCCUAGCAAAAUACCCGGAGAUCAAGUCGCUGAUGGGCCCCGACACACGACUCAAGUGGGUGGUCUGCAUGAUGGUGGCGGUGCAGUUUUUGGCCUUUUACCUCGUGAAGGACCUGGAAUGGAAGUGGCUCUUGUUCUGGACUUACGUUUUUGGCAGCUGCAUCAACCACUCCAUGACUCUGGCCAUUCACGAAAUCUCUCAUAACACGGCAUUUGGCAACAGCAAGGCGGUGUGGAACCGCUGGUUUGCCAUUUUUGCCAACCUCCCCAUUGGUCUGCCGUAUUCGGCUUCUUUCAAGCGGUACCACCUGGACCACCACCGCUACCUCGGCGGGGAUGGCAUCGAUGUGGACAUACCCACGGACUUUGAGGGCUGGUUUUUCUGCACACGAAUGCGCAAAUUCUUUUGGAUUGUUUUACAGCCGCUCUUCUAUGCCAUCCGCCCGCUGUACAUCAACCCAAAGCCCAUCAGUCAGUUGGAGGUGAUUAACCUGGUGGUUCAGUUCUCUUUUAACAUUGCCCUCUACUACCUGUGGGGAGUCAAGCCUGUUGUGUACAUGCUGGCAGGGUCCAUGCUUGGCAUGGGGAUGCAUCCAAUCUCGGGCCACUUCAUUGCAGAGCACUACAUGUUUCUGAAGGGUCACGAGACCUACUCUUACUAUGGAUCCCUCAAUCUGCUCACCUUCAAUGUUGGAUACCACAACGAACACCACGACUUUCCCAGUAUUCCUGGACGAAGGUUACCAGAGGUCAAGAAAAUUGCCUCCGAGUACUACGAGCACCUUCCUCAGUAUACCUCCUGGGUGAAAGUACUGUACGAUUUCAUAAUGGACGACACCCUUAGCCCUUACUCUCGUAUUAAAAGAAAACUCAAGGGGGAAGUUAAACAAGAAUAAAUUGAUGGCAAAGAGCUGAACUUGUGGAGAUGUCCAACUGCUUUGGCAAGACGCCAUUUGUGUGCGUGUGUGUGUGUGUGUUCGUUCCAAUUCCUGGGAGUUGCAUUCUUGUUCUCGCAUAAAGAAUCACUGAAAAGUGGCGCUGCAGCCUCUGCCCUGUCCUCGCCCUGCCACUCGUGAUCAUGUCGGCUUUUGUUUUGUUCUGUAAUGGGAUGCACUUGGGGUUUUUUUAUUUUUUGUUUUUAUCCUGGAGUUUCAUGUGUAAAUGUCUAUGGAUGAAUGGAUGGAUUCCAGGAAAAGCUCUUCCAAACAAAGAAUACGCCCAGAAAAGAGAAACACCACAAAGAAUGAGAGGGCUUAUCUGUUGUCUUUAUUUUUUUGUUAUGUGAAUUCCGAAUUGAUGCUGCCAUGAAUCCCACCUAAUAACCCUGGGAUUCGGUUUCAAAAGGCCCUGCACGUCUGCUUUAUUUUUUUUAACCCCCGAGCAGGAGAGACGAGGGGCUGCAUGACCUUCUUGAGGUUUGCUUUUCAACACUGAUGCCACCGUCCCCUCGAGUGGAGCUGCAGCUACACAGCCAGACGUGACUGACUAGAUGUCUGCUACUUCAACGCUAAAUCAUGAGAUGAAACUCGUGCCUUUCCAAAGGUGGGCCAUGUUGAGGUUCAUAGAAAAUGCAAACCCUUAGACGGCACCCUCUCUGCUGCUCCAUUUUGGAAAUUUGAACAGACGCCUUUUAUCACGAGCGCCUGACAGUUGGCGUGCUUUGUGUGUUGGUAAGCCUGCAGCUUCCUGUGUGAUGUUUUCUCAUUCUGAUAUUUCAACGCACACCCAGCGUUCUUAACAUUCCCCUUUCUAAGCACAGCUGCUUUAAGCCGAAGCUUCACCUUUGAGCGUGUGUGUGUGGAUUGACGUGUUCUCUUUAUGUGCACUUUGUAAAAUGACGGACUGAAUUCUUUUUACCUUCAUCAGUAUUAAGUGCAAGAGUGAAUGUUAUGGCUCAUUGUCCAGACGCGUCACACGUUUGUUGCCAGUUCCACCACUUGCACAGGUGGACACUGACGGUCCGGAGUUUGUGUAAACUCGACGUCUGAUUCCAGCGGUGAUUUGCUAGUUAUUUCCAUAAUAAAUUAUAUUAAUUCUAAUGAGA